Synchiropus splendidus (mandarinfish) is the source of this 2476-nucleotide messenger RNA. Its product is annotated as hydroperoxide isomerase ALOXE3-like. The record is from RefSeq and is a predicted model, not a curated record. Gene Ontology annotation, biological process: lipid oxidation; linoleic acid metabolic process. Gene Ontology annotation, molecular function: iron ion binding; oxidoreductase activity, acting on single donors with incorporation of molecular oxygen, incorporation of two atoms of oxygen; protein binding. The coding region runs from base 165 to 2216 and encodes 683 amino acids. The transcript is spliced from 15 exons. NCBI's taxonomy places the organism in Eukaryota, Metazoa, Chordata, Actinopteri, Syngnathiformes, Callionymidae.
UCGGUGCAGAUCAGGUUUUCUUUUCCAACCCCAGGCUACAAGACACACAACCUGUUCUCACUUGCUAGCGGUGGUGUUCUCUGGAUAAUAAUCACAGUGCUCAGACAAGUGUAAGCAUCUGAGACCGGAGCACAGAUUUGUCCACCGGAAUACAGCUUGUGAAGAUGGCGCAGUACACGUUGGAAGUGACCACAGGGGACUUGCAGUACUCUGGAACCUGGGACCAUGUGUACGUCACGCUGAUCGGAGAUAAAGGGGAGAGUGCACGGACCGAGCUGGACAACUACGGACCAGAUUUCAGCGCAGGGACAAGGUGUAAUCUAAGCCACGCCUGGGAACCCCGUGAUACGGUCCUGCAGACCGGGCAAUACGUGGUUCAGACUCCGAAGUCUCUGGGGAAGCUCCUGCUGCUGAAGGUGGAGAAGGAGGCUUACUUCCUUUUUCCUGAGGACGAGUGGUACUGCUCCAAAGUGGUAGUCAAGACUCCAGAGGGGGAUUCCCUCCUUUUCCCCUGUUACAACUGGAUGUCACGGCAGAAAACUCUGGAGCUCCGGGGAGGAAAUGCCGUGAAGGUCUUCGAGGAGGACAACCCUCUCCUGAAGGAGCACAGGAAAAAUGAGUUGGAGCGAAAGAAGAAGUUGUUUGAGUGGAGAGUGACUGAUGACGGAGUCCCUCACUACAGCCCUCUAGAGGUACUCGAACUUCCUUCUGAAAUCCGAUUUACUUCUCUUAAAUCAUCUGAAAUAAGCCACACGAGAAUGCUGACUGGCUUUGAGCUCAAGAUCAAGGGGCUGCUGGAGUCUCAGUCCAGAUGGGAGAGCAUUGAGGACAUGAAAAAGAUCUUCUGGUACAAGAAGACGCCGUUGUCAGAGUACGUGGCUGAGCACUGGAACGACGACGAGUUCUUUGGGUACCAGUUCCUGAAUGCAGUCAACCCCAUGGUCAUCAAACAGUGCCAGAAGCUUCCUCGCAACUUCCGCGUCACAGAGGACAUGGUGAAGCCAUUUCUACAAGAAGGCAGCUCUCUGCAGAAGGAGCUGGAGAAAGGAAACAUAUUUAUCGUUGACCACAAGCGGAUGGAGGGAAUAGCCACCAGAGUUCAUAAUGGACAAGACCUGCAUGUGGCUGACGGAUUCUGUUUGUUCUACUUGAACCCUGAUAAAAAGCUGAAGCCUAUAGCCAUACAGUUGUAUCAGCAGCCCUCGAAGAGGAACCCCGUCUUCCUGCCCAGCGAUUCGGAAACAGACUGGAGUCUUGCCAAGAUGUUCAUUAAAAGCGCAGAUGCAAUGGAUCACCAGAUCGUUCAUCACCUCAUGAACACCCACUACAUGGCCGAAGUCUACGCCAUCUCCACCCUUCGGAACCUGCCGGUGAUUCACCCUCUAUACAAGCUUCUGAUACCACAUUUUCGGGGAACUCUUCAUGUGAACUCAGGCGGCCGUAAAGCCCUCCUCGGACCAGGUGGACCCCUCACAAUCACCUCCCUCGGCUUUGAAGGCCUGAUAGAGCUCAUGAAGAGGUCUCAAGCUGAAAAGACCUACAGCUCCAUGUGUCUGCCGGAAAACAUUCGGGCGCGAGGACUGGAAUCCAUCCCAAACUUUUACUACAGAGACGAUGGCCUGAGGCUGUGGGACAUCAUCAACAGUUUUGUGAAGGCAGUGAUCGAGCACUUCUACACCUCAGCUGAUGUCCAAAAGGACUCCGAGCUCCAGGACUGGAUCCAUGAGAUAUUCGUCCAUGGCUUUUUGUCAAGAGAGUCCUCAGGAAUUCCCAGCCGCUUCCACUCAGUCGAAGAACUGACCCGGUUCGUCACCAUGGUGGUGUUCAAUGCGUCUGUUCAACAUGUUGCUGUCAACGGAGGCCAGUUCGACUACCUGACCUUCAUCCCCAAUGGCUCACUCCUGCUGCACCAGCCCCCUCCGACCAGUAAAGGGCAGUCCACCUUGGAGAGCGUGUUGGAGACGCUCCCAAACAUUGGCGAGACGGUCAAAUUCGCAGCAAUGCUGAGGCUACUCUCGGAAAAAUACAGCGAUUUCGUGCCUCUGGGAAAGUAUCCUGAGGAACGUUUCAACGAGCCCGCCGUGAAGAAGAUGAUGGAGGAGUUCCAAGAGAAGUUGUCUGAAUUCAGUGAAUUCGUGGAGUCGAGGAACAAGCAGCUUGAGGUCCCGUACACGUAUCUGAAUCCCAUCAAUAUAGAGAACAGCACCACGAUUUAGGUGCCCCAAAAACAACAUCCAAUCCUCGGUCUGACCUGAGAAUAUAGAGAAGAGUGCUGUGGUUUUAAUGAGAAAAAAUGCUUUGGUAUAUGACUUUUUUUUCCACGUUUUUUGGGGGGGAAUGACAUCAUGAGUAAUCAGCAUUCUCACAAAUUCAACUUUCAUGAUCUCAAACUGUAGUGUGUGUUUUAUUAAAGAUGUUAUUUAAGCUGUGUGCAGCCACAUCUGGGUCGAUAAGGAUGUUGUGUUCAGACGGGAAA